Neolamprologus brichardi is the source of this 2078-nucleotide messenger RNA. It is a transcript of the gene smad3b, whose product is annotated as SMAD family member 3b. The record is from RefSeq and is a predicted model, not a curated record. Gene Ontology annotation, biological process: anatomical structure morphogenesis; transforming growth factor beta receptor signaling pathway; positive regulation of transcription by RNA polymerase II. Gene Ontology annotation, cellular component: heteromeric SMAD protein complex. NCBI's taxonomy places the organism in Eukaryota, Metazoa, Chordata, Actinopteri, Cichliformes, Cichlidae. Gene Ontology annotation, molecular function: DNA-binding transcription factor activity, RNA polymerase II-specific; RNA polymerase II cis-regulatory region sequence-specific DNA binding; I-SMAD binding.
ACUUGAACGGAGGGAAGCUGCGACGCGCACCGCUGCUGCUGGUUCUGAGCCCCCGGCAGCCAUCAGACAUUCACCUGUCUAGGAGUUUAGCUAGCAAGCAAAAACAAAGUGUCUACAGUAAUAAAUUAAAGAUAGGAGCUGUAACUAGUUGUUGCAGUUGCAGGUUAAAAAUGUCUAUCUUACCGUUCACCCCUCCAGUUGUGAAGAGGCUUCUUGGCUGGAAGAAAGGAGAGCAGAACGGACAGGAGGAAAAAUGGUGUGAAAAAGCUGUCAAAAGUCUGGUGAAGAAGUUAAAACGGACGGGACAGCUGGACGAGCUGGAGAAGGCCAUCACAACACAGAAUGUCAACACAAAAUGCCUAACUAUACCCAGGUCUUUGGAUGGACGUCUGCAGGUUUCCCACAGAAAAGGUCUUCCUCAUGUGAUCUACUGCCGCUUGUGGCGCUGGCCGGAUCUGCAGUCCCACCAUGAACUCAGAGCUGCUGACCACUGUGAAUUUGCCUUUCACACCAAGAAGGAUGAAGUAUGUGUCAACCCCUAUCACUACCAGAGGGUGGAGACACCAAUUUUGCCUCCCGUUCUAGUGCCACGACAUACAGACAUCCCUGCCGAGUUCCCACCACUGGAUGACUACAGCCCAUCCAUCCCUGAAAACACCAAUUUUCCCGCUGGCAUUGAGCCCCAGAACAACUAUAUUCCUGAAACUCCCCCACCAGGGUACCUGAGUGAGGAUGGUGAGACAAAUGAUCACCAGCUUAACCACAGCAUGGACACAAGUUCACCCAGCCUGUCACCCAAUCCUGUAUCCCCUGCAAACAAUAAUCCUGACUUUCAACCUGUGACAUAUUGUGAAUCUGCCUUCUGGUGCUCCAUCUCCUAUUAUGAGUUGAACCAGCGUGUUGGAGAGACCUUCCACGCUUCACAACCCUCCCUUACAGUAGAUGGAUUCACAGAUCCCUCCAACUCCGAACGCUUCUGUCUGGGCUUGCUGUCAAACGUCAACCGCAACUCAGGAGUAGAACUCACACGCGGACACAUAGGUCGGGGUGUGAGGUUAUACUACAUCGGGGGUGAGGUGUUUGCAGAAUGUCUCAGUGAUAGCGCCAUCUUUGUCCAAAGUCCUAACUGCAACCAGCGCUAUGGGUGGCAUCCUGCCACUGUGUGCAAAAUACCUCCAGGCUGCAACCUGAAGAUCUUCAACAACCAGGAGUUUGCUGCGCUGCUCUCUCAGUCAGUCAACCAGGGAUUUGAGGCAGUCUACCAACUCACCAGGAUGUGUACUAUUCGGAUGAGUUUUGUUAAGGGAUGGGGAGCUGAGUACAGACGUCAGACAGUGACCAGCACCCCCUGCUGGAUAGAGCUACAUCUUAAUGGUCCCCUUCAGUGGUUGGACAAGGUCCUCACACAGAUGGGCUCCCCCAGCAUCCACUGCUCUAGUGUGUCCUAGGAGCAGCCCUCCUUCCCAUCCACACUCAAACCCCCCAUAGGAAUCAAUCCACAGAAACAGCAUUUCCCCUGCUGUGUUUGACAUUUCUCAUCACAUGUACAGCACUGUCUUUAGUGUCAUUUAGUGUCUCAAUUUCAUGGUCAUUGUAGGACAUUUUUAUGGGUUUUAUUAUUUUCAGAAGACAGAAAUGCAUCUUCAUGAUUAUUCUUUUACAUAUUAUGUCCAUCCUUCCUGUUAAUUAACUUUACAUUUCACAAAGGAGACUGAAAUGUUUGUUUUCCAAGUUGGAAGAUAUGCAGUUUCAACUUGGCCAUCGACAUGUUUUAAAACAUUUUUGAUUCUAUGAAUUAAUCAAUAUUAUGAAUAAGCCUUUAGUGUCCCAGCAAUCACUGAAUUGGGAAGCUUAUUUAUUAAACAAACGAUAAAUUAACAUGAGAAAUGUUAUUUAUAGUGACAGAAUAUAUUUCAUUAAUAUUUUAAGUAGAAGGUACUUUCCUUUAUUGAUUUAUGAUCAAUAAAGAAACCAAUUAUCUGAUCAGUGAAUUGGUAUUUUGUCUAGUUUUAAAAAAAAAACAGUAUCAGUGUUUCUGAUAUAGAGCCCUUGUAUUAAAAGUAUUUUGCUCAAUGAAA